UAUAUUUCCAACCACACAUAUACUACAACAUGGAGGUCAUUCGCAGCUCCCCUGAAGCCUCGUCAUUCGUGCCGCUGGCCGAACACCAGUCGCGCACCCCAAGCUCCUUCUACUCCGGACCCCCGGUAUUGUACCACCACAGCCAGCGCUGCAAGAUUGUCAUCCUUGAGCGCGAGCUACUCGCCACCCCAGCGCUGAAUGCGCUGCGCGGUCAGGACGCUGUGAACAAUAGCGCUGCAAGCCAGGACCAGCAGGACGGCGACGAGAAGGAGCUCGCAAUCUCAGGCGUUGAUACCUGGGUGACAUCCGACAAGUUAUUUUUCUUCUCCCCCACCGCCUCAACAGGCGUGUCAAUCCCCUACCCCUCGAUCUCACUACACGCACUCCAACGGCUACGCGUCCCAGACAUUGACGCGGAAGUCCAGGGUCUGUAUAUGCAGGUCGCGACGCCUGGUGCGCCCUCUGCCGACGACGAAGAGGAAUGCAUCACAAUGACAGUGGUGCUGCCCGCCGACGCCACGCUACAAGAGCCCGUGGAGACGGAGACGGAGACACCCACGCAGCAGCUUUACAACGCUGUCUCGGCUUGCUCCAAUUUACACCCUGACCCUGUUGAGCAGGGUGAUGAGGAUGACGAGGAGGAUGGGCCUAAGUUCAUUUCGGCUGAAGAGCACGAUGGAGUCUUCCAGCUUGGAAGUGGUGAUCUGCCCCCGCCUGUUGAUGGGAGCUCUGGGUGGAUCACUGCGGAGAAUAUGGAUCAGUUCUUUGAUGCGGAGGGGAAUUGGAUUGCUGCUGGUGAGCCGCCUUCUUUCCCUCUUGGGCCUGGGGCUGGAACUGUUAGGGCUCGAGAGGGGGAGAAUGGAGCCGAAGAGAAUGGAGACGAGGACGAGACGAAGUGGCGGAAGACGGAUUGAUUUGGAUCAAGCUGCUUUGAAGGAAAAUAUGAAAUACACGGUGUAGGGUUGGCGUUCAAAAUACUUG
This is a messenger RNA of Penicillium samsonianum, 981 nucleotides long. RefSeq names its product Voldacs domain-containing protein. NCBI's taxonomy places the organism in Eukaryota, Fungi, Ascomycota, Eurotiomycetes, Eurotiales, Aspergillaceae. Gene Ontology annotation, cellular component: cytosol; spliceosomal complex. The record is from RefSeq and is a predicted model, not a curated record. The transcript has 2 exons. Gene Ontology annotation, biological process: mRNA cis splicing, via spliceosome. The coding region runs from base 30 to 914 and encodes 294 amino acids.